AUGAAAAACUUGUGGAAAAGAUUUAGCUUGAGCGGAGCAGCACCAUCCUCUGCAUCAUCAUCCACAACAACAAGUACCUCAUCAUCGAAUUUUAGUAAUACCAACGGAGAGGAAAGACUUGAUGGUAAAUACGGGAAUACAUUAACGAAUUCUACGGUGCCCAAUGUACAACCAGAAUAUUAUUUAAAGUUUAUUGUCAUUGGUGGCCCGAAUGUGGGAAAGUCUGCCAUUGUUAACAACAAUGGUCUGUACAUUCCUACUAUUGGUGUAGAUUUAUAUUCAAAGCCAAUUCGGAAAUAUAGAAAUGCACCCAUUGAAAAGCAAACAGCUAUUCAAUUCCCAGUGAGAUUGAACAUUUUAGACAUUCCACACAGCGAGCACACCAAGAAAACUGUUUCUCGAUAUUUUGAAAAUUGUCAUGGAGUUUUAAUAGUCUUUGAUAUUACGAGUGUGAAAUCUGUGUCUGCGAUUGAUCAAUGGCGAGGGAAAAUUCCAAAUCAUUUAAUACCCAAUACGAUACUACUUGCUCAUAAAGCCGAGAUGAAACCUCAUAUUAUUAAUUCCAAUUCAUUGGAUAAUUACGUGAGAGAUUCAGGUUUGCUGGCAUGGUUUUCCACGAGCGUCAGAAAUCAACAAUCCAUUACUAGGCCAUUUCAAUACCUUAUUGACAGAACGUUAUCGAAAAUGAUUCGUAAAUAUAACAGCCUACCCACACUCAAUCACCACAUGAAUAAUGGGGCCUCCAAGAAAAUGCAAAUUUCCACCUCGAAUUCGACCACUAACCACAAUUCUAUUGCCAUUAGUGGCCAACCGAAUCAUCAUUCGGGUACACCAGACCUUUCUCCAUAUUCAACCUCAGCCGACUCGUCUAACUCUGCUGAUAACACACCAUGCAACAAUAAGGAUUUUUUGGAAAAUCAAAAGAAUUUUUUGGGAGAGCGUUCUUCCUGUUUAUAUGACAUUCUUGAAGAGAAGAAUCCAAAUCUCACAUUGGAAGCCAUUGAAAAAUUCAAAACUGAAAUUUCUUCAUUCUAUUACCAAUUAUCGAACAGAUUUUUGGAGUUUAAAAAAGUGUGCCAGUCACAACAUAAUGAGAAUGAUUCUCAUUUACUGGAUAUGCUUGUUAAUGAGUGUGAUGCAGAGAAAAUUAUUUUGCUGAACAAGUUGCAGCUUGUAGAGAAGGAAGUUGUAAAAAUUACCUCUACCAUCUCUACUACCACUACAGAGAGCAGUUCUCUUUCAUCCUCUUCUCCAACGAAACAUGUGACCAAAUUGUACAUUGAAUUGAAGAGAGAAUUUUAUAUUGUAAAAAUAGAUAAGUGGAUUAGUUUUUGGAAUUCCCUGAAAACACGAUUUUGCCUUAAUUACAUAUUUUUUGCAUCCAAUUCUUCUUCAAAUUCGAACGAGUCAACAUUGUCCCCUUGCGACACCAAUCCAUCCAGUAGCAGUAGUAGCAAUGGUUCUGAAAUUUCCUCACCUCUCUCUCAACAACCUACGAAUCAAGCAAUUUUAAAAAAGUUGGAAUCUCGUACACACAAGAUUGAAAAAUUGAAGCAUCAAUAUAGAAAUUUGAUAAAAUCAAAUUCUUCUCCUCAGAUCCUCACGCAAGAUAUGGAGCUUCUUGUGGAAAAUGAUAAUACUUUUUCAGUCAUUAAUCAAAACUUUAGUAUUGACAUGAUUUCAGACAUGUAUCCAGCAUUGUCAAACACAAGCAAUUUUUCAAAAGAGAGUCAAAAUGGAAGAGAAGUGAGCCAUCAAUGA
Messenger RNA from Naegleria lovaniensis, 1761 nucleotides. RefSeq lists its product as uncharacterized. Gene Ontology annotation, molecular function: GTPase activity; GTP binding. The record is from RefSeq and is a predicted model, not a curated record. The transcript is spliced from 5 exons. NCBI's taxonomy places the organism in Eukaryota, Heterolobosea, Eutetramitea, Acrasida, Naegleriidae. Bases 1 to 1761 code for a protein of 586 amino acids.